Messenger RNA from Cyphomyrmex costatus, 2212 nucleotides. RefSeq names its product heparanase. The record is from RefSeq and is a predicted model, not a curated record. Bases 81 to 1688 code for a protein of 535 amino acids. Lineage: Eukaryota; Metazoa; Arthropoda; Insecta; Hymenoptera; Formicidae. The transcript has 6 exons. Gene Ontology annotation, cellular component: extracellular matrix; membrane. Gene Ontology annotation, molecular function: hydrolase activity, acting on glycosyl bonds.
UCUACGUCGUUCGCGAACAUUGCGACGGUCGUUCCGGUCCUCCGGACUCCGGUUACGCUUUGAGAAUCUUCUUGACAACGAUGAGCUACUUUAUAAACAAUGACUGGACUAAGGGCCGGUAUCGGGAACUGAAUAUUUCGCGUGUACGUUGUGGAGAUCCAGCUGUACGUUCUGUUCUCUGCUGCACUGUAUUGGGUUUAUGCUCGAUGCUGUUUAUUCUCUCAGUAUGGAGCUCUAAUAUCCAAGUUUCACUUCGCUCCUAUGUAUUCCAUUUUGACAAACAGCAGCCUGUAUUACACAUCGUUUCUGAUAAAUUCUUGUCGUUCGGUCUCGACACGUCCUUACUUCGAAAAAUGGAUGAUUUACCUAUUGGACAACAGAAAUUCAUCAAUUUGGCCCGCCACUUAAGCCCUGCUUUUGUCAGAGUGGGUGGAACCUCUGCGGAUUGUCUGAUAUUUGUUCAGAAUCAGAUGGAACAAAAUUCUUCCGAGAAAAUCCUUAGCCCUGUGGAUGAUCAGGAUAUAAGCAAUUUCACUAUCUCCGGCGCAGAUUUGCUCGCUAUUUACGAUUUUACCGUGAAGUCGGAAUUACGAAUGAUCUUUGAUCUGAAUGUAUUGCUCAGAAAUCCAGAUGGGUCCUGGAAUGACAACAACGCACAAGAAAUUAUCGCAUUCGCUAAGAAUCAAGGCAUGACAUUAGAUUGGCAAUUGGGAAACGAACCAAAUUCCUUCAAGCAUGUAUUCGAUGUGACACUUCCUGCGACCGAACUCGCGAAGGAUUACGACCAUUUGAGGCAAUUGCUAAACGAAGCAGGAUACAUCGAUAGCAUCCUUGUUGGACCAGAAGUUAAUCAUGUCGGAGAAUCUAAUGACAUGGGAGAGCUGUAUGUCAAGGCAUUUUUAAGUAGUCAGAAGAACACAGUGAAUUACGUCACUUGGCAUCAGUAUUAUCUGAAUGGACGAAAUGCUAAAGUCAAUGAUUUCGUAGCACUUUCCACGUUCAACUGGUUACCAGUGCAAAUCCAUUCCAUGAAACAAUUCAUUAUCGAGUCGGGGAAAGAUGUUUCUAUGUGGCUAUCUGAGACUAGCACUGCAUUUGGCGGAGGUGCACCCGGAUUGUCCGAUAGAUUCGUAGCUGGAUUUUUAUGGUUGGAUAAAUUGGGAUAUAGCGCUAGUGCAGGAUUAGACGUCGUUACGAGACAAUCAUUAUUCGGAGGGAAUUAUGCUAUGGUAUCACCGAAUCUCGAACCAAACCCUGACUGGUGGAUCAGCGUCUUCUACAAGCAAUUUGUAUCGGAGAGGGUUUUGAAAUUGUCGAAGUCUAACAAUUUCAGCAGCGUACGAUUGUACGCGCAUUGCACGUCAAAAAAUGCGCUGAUUUCUAGAGUACCGGCUGUCACAAUCUAUGGAAUGAAUAUAGAAAAAACUGCAACUCACAUACAUAUUCCGGAAUUGUUUGUACAAAACAGUAAAACCACGAUUUUAUAUUACUCUCUAAGCGCUGAUCAUUUGCAGUCGAGCGAGAUAAAGCUAAACGGCGAAACUGAGGCACUAAAACUGCAACCGAAUGGUGAUUUGCCACCAUUUCGACCUGUGAUAUUAGAUCCUACGUAUCCCAUAGUAUUACCACCAUAUUCUAUAGUGUUUAUGAUAAUUCAUGGUAUAGAUGUUCCUGCGUGUUCGGCAUAAAUAGUGUUUAAAGAAGAUGACACACAAGUCAAUUUUACAGGAUGUUUAUAUUGUACUUUUCUUAUACAUUAUUAUAUUAAACAUUUAUAUUAUAACUUAUAUUUUUUAUAUUAUAUUUUUUUACAAACUUAUUAACAAGGAAGCUUAUACAGACAUCAGAACCGUUUACAGAAGGCGCGAAGCCAUAGCAGAAAUUUAUUUGUCUAUCGUGUAACAGUUGUCAGUUUACAAUCUGCUUUUUUGUGUGUCAUUUCUAAUAUAAUAAAUAUUACAUUGCCUGUGUAUAAAUAGGCAAUACAUAUAAACGUAGUUGUAUUUUCAUGUGAGUUCAUAUGGCUGUACAAUUUUCUUUUUCUCUAUUAUUACAUAUAAUAUAUUCCUGUGUUUAAAAAACACUUCGUUCGUAUUUUUAUUCAAUAUGAUAUAUGUAUUGUGCUACCUUCAUUUACUCGAAAUAUCUUUUAUCCUUUUUAUAAAGACUGAAUACUAAAAUAAUAGUUCAUAACCAUUUAUCAUACAAACAG